CUCUGGGAACCAGUAUCGCCUUUUUUCAGUCUCUGAGCUUUUUAAAAAAGAGUCAGAAGCUUCAAUGUUGGAUGCCGUGCUAUGACAACGUCACUGCUCCUCCGUCCGCGCUGGGUCGACCCGUCGGUGAUGUUUCUCUACGACAACGGCGGCGGUUCUGAUGAAGUGAGCAAGAACAUGGAGGGUUUUGCUGGUGGCAACUUUGCUGCGAACCAGUGUAGGAAUCUGAUGGCGCACCCCGCGUCCCUGGCACCCAGCAGCUCGUCCAGCGAAGUGCCCACCUCCGGAAUGGGCGAGCCUGUGAAGCAGUGCAGUCCCUGCUCAGCGGCUCAGAACUCAUCCAGCGCGUCCCUGCCUUAUGGGUACUUCGGUAGCAGCUAUUACCCGUGCAGAAUGUCGCAUCACAGCAGCAUUAAGUCGUGCGGAACUCAGCCUCCCUCAGCCUAUGGGAAAUACAUGGACACCUCUGCCUCCUGUGACGACUUCACCUCUCGGGCAAAGGAAUUCGCUUUUUAUCCCACCUAUCCUUCAGGCCCAUACCAACCUGUUCCCAGCUACCUGGACGUUCCCGUGGUGCCAACAAUCAGUGCGCCCUCAGAGGCCAGACAUGAAUCCCUGCUGCCCAUGGAGAGUUACCAGCCGUGGACUCUUGCAGCCAACGGCUGGAGCGGGCAGCCGCAGCCCGCACACAUGUGGAAGUCCUCCAUACCAGACGCAGUGUCUCACUCCGGGGGAGACUCCGGCUCUUAUCGACGUGGAAGAAAGAAGCGCGUGCCAUACACCAAGGUGCAACUGAAGGAACUCGAGCGCGAGUACGCUGCCAAUAAAUUUAUCACGAAGGACAAACGGAGGAGGAUAUCUGCGCAGACCAACCUGUCCGAGCGACAGGUCACGAUAUGGUUUCAGAACAGACGCGUUAAGGAGAAGAAAGUUGUGAACAAAUUGAAACCCAUCAGCUAGUUGUUUGAUGGCGGACAAUUGGGAGAUAAACUACUACACCCCCACCCACACAGACACACACUUACACACUUAACACAGAUACUUACACACACGUUUGGACUCAUGGAUUGGAACAACACUCCUUGCUGACUGAACAUGAUUUAUUUGUAUGUUGCCAAAUGAUUUCCCGGAGCUUCUGGAACAAAAUCUGAGGCCUCGUCUGUGGUGGAUUCUGCCACUUGUUGUUAAAUAUUGUUUGAGGAGUCAAGUGGUGACAAAAAGAGACAAUAUAUAUAUAUGUGUAUAUAUAUAUAUAUAUACAUAUAUAUGCAGUAUGUGUGACUUUUUUUUUUUGGCAUGCUCACUCUCAUCACAGGAAAACUGACCCCAGCUCUGAACAUUUUGCGCCACCGAGCUACGCGUUUAUCUACAACUUUUAACGAGAGUGAUAACGCGAAGAUCCGCAGGAAGAGACGGUGUGACCUAUUUGGACCUUGAAAAUGUUAAAUAUUAAUCUCUCCUGGCUUCCUUUUUAAAAACCUACUCACAUGCUUAGCUUGACGUUUUCGUCUUAUCAUAUGAACCCGUGCUCUCAUCUAUUCACUCAACCCAUGGCGCAAUCUUUCCUAUGAUGCUUAGAUAAUCGUUCGAGAUAUGUGUUCAUAUCGAUCAUAGCUUUUAUAUGUGUGCGUAUUCAUGUGGUUGUAUAUAAAGUAAAUCCCGGCAUGAUAUCAGGAUAUAUGUGUGUGAGUACAGUGUGUCGGUGUUAAAGUCCACCCUAAUAAAAAUAUGGACUUGGUUGAAUUUUAUCCAAGUUAUGUUGGA
This is a messenger RNA of Notolabrus celidotus (New Zealand spotty), 1764 nucleotides long. It is a transcript of the gene hoxa13a, whose product is annotated as homeobox A13a. Gene Ontology annotation, molecular function: RNA polymerase II cis-regulatory region sequence-specific DNA binding; DNA-binding transcription factor activity, RNA polymerase II-specific. The record is from RefSeq and is a predicted model, not a curated record. Gene Ontology annotation, biological process: regulation of transcription by RNA polymerase II. NCBI's taxonomy places the organism in Eukaryota, Metazoa, Chordata, Actinopteri, Labriformes, Labridae.